Nelumbo nucifera (sacred lotus) is the source of this 1762-nucleotide messenger RNA. RefSeq names its product putative protein S-acyltransferase 14. The record is from RefSeq and is a predicted model, not a curated record. Gene Ontology annotation, molecular function: palmitoyltransferase activity. Lineage: Eukaryota; Viridiplantae; Streptophyta; Magnoliopsida; Proteales; Nelumbonaceae.
UUCGCUUCGCCCAUUCCCUCGUUGUAGCGCUUCUCGGUUCCGACACAUUCUCUCUCUCUCUCUCUCUCUCUCUAGUUUUUCUUGGGUCGUCUUUUUCUUCUCUACUUCUUCCGGUUUCAGGGGCAGAGAAGACCUGAUACCCAACUGGGUAUGGAAUUCCACGCGUCUCCUGGAAUUCCAGAAUCCCAGCUGAACUUACUAUAAAACCCUAGAUACAGAGAUAUCCGGAUAUAAAGGGAUGGUUCGAUUUAGAUUCACAUAGCCAUAUGUAAUAGACGAAGAAAAAGAAAAAAGUUUGUUUUUUUUUUUUUGUAAAAAAUAGUUAUUUUUUCCUCUUGAUUUCAGUAUGCACAGAUCCGGAGUUGUAAUGGCCUGGAAUGUAUUCAAGUUCUGUACAGCCCUGCGUGGGCUUGGUUCCAUUAUGAUUCUGCUGGUCCUUGGCGUCGUCGGAGUCACGUACUACGCCGUUGUCAUUACUAAUUACGGCCCGGCUUUAUACGACGGGGGCCUCGGUUCCAUGACGGCUCUUGCUGUUUUGAUCCUAUUCCACGGUCUGCUGGUGAUGCUACUAUGGAGCUACUUCUCUGUUGUUUUAACUGAUCCGGGUGGUGUUCCACCGAACUGGAGACCUACUAUAGAUGAGGAAAGAGGAGAGGGCGACCCAUUGACGGGUAUAGAGUUUGGUGCCACAGGUGCAGGCCUGCAACAGUCAGCUGUGCUGCCUGAUCCAGCAAAUCCAAGAGUGAGGUACUGCCGGAAAUGUAACCAGCUGAAACCUCCGCGUUGCCAUCACUGUUCCGUCUGUGGGAGGUGUGUCCUGAAAAUGGACCAUCAUUGCGUGUGGGUCGUCAAUUGCGUGGGUGCUUUAAACUAUAAGUAUUUCCUUCUUUUCUUGUUAUACACAUUUCUUGAGACAACUUUGGUCACCUUAUCAUUAUUGCCUCAUUUCGUAGCAUUCUUUAGUGAUGGAGAAAUACCUGGAACACCAGGAACCCUUGCAACCACUUUUCUCACGUUUGUUUUAAACUUAGCAUUUGCAUUGAGUGUAAUGGGGUUUCUGAUCAUGCAUGUAUCACUAGUUGCUGCUAAUACCACCACUAUUGAGGCAUAUGAGAAGAAGACCACUCCUAAAUGGCGUUAUGACCUUGGUCGCAAGAAGAACUUUGAACAGGUGUUCGGGACAGACAAAAGAUACUGGUUUAUCCCUGCAUAUUCAGAGGAAGAUAUAAGACGGAUACCAGCACUCCAGGGUCUUGAGUAUCCAUCGAACCCUGUUUUGGAUGCCCAGGAAUACUAACAGAUAAGUAGCAGUGGAAUUCCGAUUCUGUUUGCUAUAACAUCAUAACUUGCUCUCUUCUUCCAAACAAAACAGAGUAUAUUGCUUUGCUCUCAUUAAACAGAGCAGCACAUGUUUGGGCUUGGAUCUGGCAUUCCCAGAAAUCUAUUCUAGGCAUCUUUGGCACACUGAGCGCAAGACAAUUUCUGAGUUCAUUGUGGGAUCGAAUAAAUGACCUUUGAGGAGGGGAGCUAAUGAAGGGACAUACCUUUUUUCCUUUUUGGAGGAUGACGUUUUCUUCAUGUGUCAACUGUAAAAUUUAGUGUGCUUUUCGUUUUUUUUUUUUUUUUUUUUUGGUGGGGAACCUGGGAUAUGUAAAAGAAGGAUUCACUGCUCCAUAACUUAAGUGUUGUGUGGAAAAUCCUGUCUGUUGUAUGUUUGUUGUAGCUUUUUUUCUGAUUAAUUUUAGUCUCUGUUACCUGCUAA